AUGAGUUUCUUUAUUAUAGCACCAGCAUCAUAUGCACAAGCUCGUAUAUGGCUUGAUGAGAGAAUUCGAUUCGAUCCAGACAAGCCUCAAACAGCAAUCUAUAAUAUGCCUUUUGUUUAUCGUCUCCAACCAGGCCAUAUAUUAUCGAGUAAACGACUGCGUCAUGCUCUUAAUCUUGCUGUUAACAAACAUCCCUCACUUCAUACAUCACUUUAUUUUGACAUUGAAAAAAAUCUACUUAUGCAACGAAUUAUUACUCAUGAUGAUAAAAAUAAUAAUAAUAAUAAUAAUAAUAUAUUUUCAAUCAUCGAAUCUACUUAUGAAACAGAUGAACAACUCAAUGAGAUUUUACACGAUGAGAGACGUAAUCCUCAUCUUUUUGAUCUUGCUCAUGGUCUUGUCUUUCGAUGUCAUCUUGUUUAUUACAAACAAAUCUCUUCAAAUCAUCUUCUUUUUCACAAAGAUCUACUUAUCUUCAACUUUCAUCAUGCUUUGUUUGACUUUCCAUCGAUGGAAGUAUUUCUCAAUGAUCUUAACCAAGCAUACAAAACAGGUCAAUUAUUAUAUGAUGACGACACUAAUCUUCGUUAUCUUGAUUAUGCUGUUAUUGAACAACAAAUGUCAAUGACUGGUGCAAGUAUGUUUUGGCUUGAUAUUCUUCAUGACUGUAAACUCGAUCAGUCUUUGUCAUUACCAUUUGAUCGAUAUCGUCUCUCAAAUGAACAUCGAACUGGUCGUGGAACAUCUAUUUCUUUUGAUUUUGGCCAAGAUCUCUCACAUGAUUUUCUUAUUCAUGCAACAUCAAAUAACAUAUCACUUGAACAACUUGCACUUGCUACUUAUUAUGUGUUUUUAUUCAAAUUAACGAAUGAAGAAACAGAUUUAUGCAUUGGAAUAAAUACACUUGGCCGAUAUAGAUAUGAGCUUAACUCUAUCAUCGGAAUGUUUGUGAAUGCUAUACCUUUGCGAUGUCAACUCGAUCCUCAUUUAUCAUUUCAUAAACUUACUAAGCAAGUUGAAGAUACGAUGAUAAAUAUUAUGAAAUAUUCAUAUUUUCCUCUUCAACAUAUUCUCAAUCAACAUCCAAAUAUAUCAAAUCCUGUAUUUCUUGAUACAUCAUUUGACUUUGUAUCAUCUAUGAGAAGAGUUGAGGAGAAUGAAAUAAUGAUUGGUGAUAGUCGACUUUCUUUACUACCUUUUUCAAUUAAGAUUAGUGAAGAUGAAAUAAUGAGUAAGUUUGAUUUUAUACUAAGUUUUCAACAUGAUCUGAACCUAAAUGAAUUCUCAUGUACAAUCAAUGCAUCGCUUGAUUUAUUUAAUGCUGAAACAGUUUGUAUAACUGGACAGAGAUUACAGACAAUGUUACAUCAACAAUUCACCUCUUUUAACUGUACAACAAACAAACCGAUCUAUGAAUUAUCAUUUAUAUUACCAAAUGAACAAUAUCUGAUGCAAUCAUUGAAUAAUACACAAAUAUCAUUUCCGUCUCCUGCUACUUGUAUUCAUCAUGAA
Molecule: messenger RNA, 1512 nt
Organism: Adineta steineri
Lineage: Eukaryota; Metazoa; Rotifera; Eurotatoria; Adinetida; Adinetidae
Source: the annotation of a GenBank genome assembly